AUGGCUAACAAGGCAGUCAAAAGAAACGAUACCGUUUCUUCUCCAAUACUGACUGAGAAAACAAUCACCACCAAGCCGCAGCAGUUGAUAGGAACCCUAAUUUCAUCGUCACUUCACUCAUCGCCACUUCCCACUAUUCCUUUCGAUCUCAUUCCAGAAAUUCUCCAUAGGCUCCCCGUGAAACCUCUCAUGCAAUUUCGAUGUGUGUGCAAGUGGUGGAAUUCUCUAAUUUCUGAUCCCAAGUUCGCCAAGAAGCACUUUCGCUUCUCAACCACAUGCCUCAUCCACAUCUUAACCUACUCCUCACUCUCACACAAGUACAUUAUCAAGUCUUACCCUCUCAACUCUCUUUUCACCAAAGACGUAGCCUACAACAAAAUCGCGCAGCACGAGAUUGCUUCCAGCCAUUGUGUUUACAAUGUUGGCUCAUGCAAUGGCAUCAUCUGUGUUGCCGAAUAUCAUAUCUAUGAACGCUUUGCUAUUUAUCGAUUGUGGAACCCUUCCAUUAGAAAAUUCAAGGAAUUGCCCCCACUUGAAUUGCAACAUGCUGGUUAUAAUUUUCAGAUGCACGGCUUCGGCCAUGAUCCUAUUUCUGAUAAUUACAAGGUGGUGGUUGUUUUUCGGGAUAAUAACAAAACUGAUGUAAAGGUGGUUCAUAAUGUGGGUACCAAUUUCUGGAAAGACAUUAAAGAGACGUUCCAAUAUGAUCGGUUCAUUGUGGAGCAGAAAUCGGGAAAAUAUGUGAAUGGCACGAUUAAUUGGUUGGCUUCUAAAGAUUAUAGUAAAGGUCAACGUUUUAUUGCUUCUUUUGAUUUGGGAAACGAGUCUUAUAAAAAAGUUUUGCUACCGGAUUAUGAUUAUAGAGAAAUUGGUUCACGUACUUUGCACUUGAGUGUUUUCGGGAAUUGUUUGUGCUGGAUUUGUAGUAAUGAUGUUUGGAUUAUGAAGGAAUAUGGGAAUAAAGCGUCUUGGACUAAAUUGUUCACUAUACCUUUCAUGCCAUCUUAUUAUCAUCUCUUUGCCAAUGUAAUGCAUAUUUUUGAGGAUGGCCUAGUGACGUGGAAGUCUACGCAGGAUUUGACCCGGAACUUGGUUUUUUACAAUUCUAUAAAUGGCUCUGUAAAGUUUUCUUAUUUUCAGUUUAGAUACAUCCUAGAAAUCUGCGUUGAAAGUUUGAUAUCACCUUGUUCUUAA
This is a messenger RNA of Medicago truncatula (barrel medic), 1194 nucleotides long. RefSeq names its product F-box/kelch-repeat protein At3g23880. Lineage: Eukaryota; Viridiplantae; Streptophyta; Magnoliopsida; Fabales; Fabaceae. The record is from RefSeq and is a predicted model, not a curated record. Bases 1 to 1194 code for a protein of 397 amino acids. Gene Ontology annotation, molecular function: protein binding. The transcript has a single exon.